Molecule: messenger RNA, 982 nt
Organism: Acomys russatus (golden spiny mouse)
Lineage: Eukaryota; Metazoa; Chordata; Mammalia; Rodentia; Muridae
Gene: Tcf21
Product: transcription factor 21
Exons: 2
Coding region: 173-712 (179 amino acids)
Biological process (GO): regulation of transcription by RNA polymerase II; developmental process
Molecular function (GO): DNA-binding transcription factor activity, RNA polymerase II-specific; protein dimerization activity; RNA polymerase II transcription regulatory region sequence-specific DNA binding
Source: RefSeq, a predicted model, not a curated record
CUGUUGCAGAAUAGUUUGUGGUGGCUUCCACAACUCUGAGAAGGGGAAGCUGUGAGGCCAAGCUGCCAGAUCCCAAGUCCGAACCCCAACACUGGAAGUAGCAGUCCUAUAACUUUAGAGGCCCUUUAGUUUCAGCGGCUCUCUCCCUCCCUCCCUCCACCUCGCUCUAAACAUGUCCACUGGCUCCCUCAGCGAUGUAGAAGACCUUCAAGAAGUGGAGAUGCUGGAAUGUGACUCCCUGAAAGUGGACUCCAACAAGGAGUUUGUGACUUCCAACGAGAGCACCGAAGAGGGCUCUAACUGCGAGAACGGGUCUCCACAGAAGGGGCGCGGCGGCCUGGGCAAGAGGAGGAAGGCACCUUCCAAGAAGAGUCCCUUGAGCGGGGUCAGCCAGGAAGGGAAGCAGGUACAGCGCAACGCGGCCAAUGCACGCGAGCGGGCCCGCAUGCGAGUCCUGAGCAAGGCCUUCUCCAGGCUCAAGACCACCCUGCCCUGGGUGCCCCCGGACACCAAGCUCUCCAAGCUGGACACGCUCAGGCUGGCGUCCAGCUACAUCGCUCACUUGAGGCAGAUCCUAGCCAACGACAAGUAUGAGAACGGUUACAUUCACCCGGUCAACCUGACCUGGCCGUUUAUGGUGGCCGGCAAGCCCGAAAGUGACCUGAAGGAAGUGGUGACUGCGAGCCGCUUGUGUGGAACCACCGCGUCCUGACCUUGGAAAAGCGAGUCUGGGAACCGUGCGCUCCCGGGGCAGUGGGCCGGCGAGGGUGACGACCCCUGCCCUCCCCUCCCUUCCUCUGCUGUGGUCUUGCAUUGCUCCUCUCCCUAUCCUGCCCUGCAAGAACAGUUAACUGCGACGAGGAGAUUCCUUUCCAAACCAAAGGAGACCAACUGUACUUACAGAUUCCCAUCUAUUUAACUUGAUUAACUUCUGCCAUGAAUGACUGCGAGCCUGGCUGGUCCAAGUGCAAUAUGUAAUUAU